Molecule: messenger RNA, 1026 nt
Organism: Caenorhabditis bovis
Lineage: Eukaryota; Metazoa; Nematoda; Chromadorea; Rhabditida; Rhabditidae
Source: the annotation of a GenBank genome assembly
AUGGUUGAUCCCUUUUCCGAAUCAUUAAUUUUGUCGGAUCCGGGUGAUACGGUUCUAUCAGGUGAAAAAUCGAAAAUUACAAAUUGCAUUAUUGGAAAAAACAGCAAGAUUGGAAAAAAUUGCCAGAUUAAUGGGGCAUUCAUCGCCGACGGCGUCGUGCUUCCCGAUGGCACAAUCUUCGAAUCGGAAGUGAUUAUCGGAAGCGAUGUGACGUAUCCGAUAGAGUUGAGUUUCCCAACGAAUAGCGCAAUUUGCUCGAUGGAAGUUGAUAAUGAGGAAUUCGACAAGAUCUCGUCGAAAAAAGAGAACAGCGUCCAUAUUUGGAAUAUGUUCAAUGGCGGUCCGUUUUGGACGAAAAGCGGCGCGUCGAAGAAAAAUGGCAACUCGUCGAAUGAUUCGGAUGAGGAUGAUGAUGAUGAUAUCGACGAUGAGGAGGAUGAGAUGAACGGUGGAUUCGCCGACAAUUCGACGCGGCAAUUUUACGAUGAAGUGUUUGAGAGUAUGAAGGGAAUUCAGACGAUGGAAAAUCAACAGAUGAGCAAUUUGAUUCUUGAAAUCAACUCGUCGAAACUUGCAUGCAAUGUGACAAUGGACGAAGUUGCGAAGAAUGUGUUCGCCGCGUUUAUGGAAUUGCCGGGAAAUGAGGAAUUGAAGAAUUUGCUUCAGAUGGUUAAAAAAUGGCGAGGGUUGUUCUUGAAUUACUACAAAGCUACUGACGAAUCGCUAGCGGCGAAAGCGCCGGCGCAACGGAAGCUCGAAGUGGAAUUGAAGCGCAAAUGCCAGAUUCAGCUGCUUCUCGCGAUCGAGGACAAAUAUGAUAAGGAGCCGGAGGUGUUUGGGCCGAAAGUCGCCAAAUUGGUGCAUUUUCUGUACAACGACGCCGACGUUUUGGAUGAGGAGGCGAUUUCGGAAUGGGCUGGAUCGAUUCCGAGUGAAUCGAAACUCAAAAAUAUCAUGCAGCCUGUAGUGGAUUGGCUUGAGCAAGAUGACGAGGACGACGAAGAAGAAGAAUCCGACGCGGAAUAA